Ostertagia ostertagi is the source of this 492-nucleotide messenger RNA. Lineage: Eukaryota; Metazoa; Nematoda; Chromadorea; Rhabditida; Trichostrongylidae. The record is from the annotation of a GenBank genome assembly.
AUGCUCGAUAUCGAUUUCCCUGCUCUGACUGCAUUUACUUUACAUUUACAUCUUUCAUCUAUAGAUGGUCCCGCGGGUUUACGAAUGACUGGAGAGGAAGUUACUCAUAGGACUGCUUCACCGAUUAUCGAAGAAUCAGCGAGUGAUAUAUAUUCCGAGCAAGAGCCAAACGACCUUGGAAGAGGAUCUCGGACUGGGAUUGGUACGACUUCUCCACAUGAUGAACAAUUCGAAAUGGUUGAGAUGGAGCCAUCGUCAUAUGCUACUGUAGAAGAAGGUUUUCGCGCAGUAGACUACAAGAAGGAACCUUCUGGACCUAGCUUAAGGCCGAAGUUGUCUACGCAAGAACACAUAGACGCUGAUGAUCUCUUUUUUGCAUUCUCCGCGGAUGAUGACAAGACACACAGCAAGCAAGCACCUUCAGAAGAUACGAAAAAGGGACGGCCUUUAGCGAACAGUCAUGUCACUCUCCAGUGUACCUUUACCGGAAGC